AUGGUUGCGUUUGUUAUGGUUGUUACAUUGGUGCCAUGGUUGUGGAGAUUUGUUGGUGGUGGUGCUUUUGUGUAUGUGUGUGAGUGGUCUCUGUCUACCCACCGGUGUUAUUGGUUUAAGGCAGAUAGGUACGAGGGAGCAUUUAGUGGAGUUUGUGUUUCUCCGGGUGGUCGCUUUCCCCCAUUUUCUAAUGAGGGGAAACCUCCAAGAAAAGUAAGCAAGGGCUCCAAAGAUUUGACUCUUUGCAGAGUGUUCCGCAAAAAGACAUGCUGUGAUGUGGCCCAAACGCAUCCUGCUUUGCUAUCCAUUAGGAGACUGGCUACAACAGGUGAAGCGAGCCCAGAGUGUUUGCAACUGUGGGAGUUGUUGGAAUGUUCUAUCUGUGAUCCACGUGUUGGUGUACAGCCUGGACCUCCUCUCAUUUGCCCCCCUCUCUGUGAUAGGUUGUAUCAGGCUUGUUCUAAUGCUUACUUCUCUAUGGAUGCGAAGACACAGGUUGUAGCACCAUGUGGAGUUGGCGACUUUGUUUGUGGUAAAGCCUCUGAAUGGGUCUCAAAUGGCACAGAACUUUGCCGUGCUGCAGGUUUUACUGUUAAGUCAUUUCAUGGUGUGGAAGAAACACCUUGCUACGGUGGGAAAGCUAGUCUAGAUUCUGUUGCUGGUUCAUGGAAGGCUUCACAAUCUGGGGAUUCAGAGAAAGAGAAAGGUGAGGGCUCGGGAGUUUUUCCAGGUUUUCUGCCAUGGGUGAGGGAAAUGCCAUUUACAGAAAGAGUUUCUUGGGCAGUGGGAGGAAUGGUUCUGACAGCGGGACUUUUUUUUGCAAGUAAAAGGAAGAGCCACAGUCAGCGCCAGAAGCAAGCAGCUAUUCAACGCACAGCGAGGAAACUGGGAGGGAACAUGAACUCAAAGGCUCCUUCUACUGAAGGAACUAGGAAGCGAAUUGGAAGAUGAAACCCUCAUUUGUAAGCACUGCAUUAAAUCAAAGAUGGUUUUGCUAGCUGAUGGAGUCCUCUCCACUAUGAAUUUUGAUAGUUCAUGUACUGUAGUUGAUUGGAGAUGUUUCUGUUUCUGCAAAGACAAGAAAAAUGACUAUUGAUGUAGGAUGUUGAUAGAAGACGGGUUGCUUACUCUAGUUCUAUGAAGUUUUGGGUCAAAAAAUGAUGAACUCCCUCGUUACAGCACUUUUUGUUGUCAUCAGGUGUAGCAAGCCUUAGUUUUCUUGCAGAUCAAUUUUCAUUUUGGUUUUUUUUUUCUUUGUAUGAAAGUAAGUAUUGUUAACGAACCUUCCUGUACUUACCAACAGUUCUUAACCUUCUGGGAUUAUGUAGAUAAUCAUGAUAGAAGCAGCUUUCAGUUUCUAGGGGUGAAGCGGCUUUAAGUCUCAAUCUCUUCAAUGUCCUUGGAAAAACCAUUGAAAGUUUGCU
Ilex paraguariensis (yerba mate) is the source of this 1424-nucleotide messenger RNA. The record is from the annotation of a GenBank genome assembly. NCBI's taxonomy places the organism in Eukaryota, Viridiplantae, Streptophyta, Magnoliopsida, Aquifoliales, Aquifoliaceae.